This is a messenger RNA of Colletotrichum truncatum, 195 nucleotides long. RefSeq lists its product as uncharacterized. Lineage: Eukaryota; Fungi; Ascomycota; Sordariomycetes; Glomerellales; Glomerellaceae. The record is from RefSeq and is a predicted model, not a curated record.
AUGUGGCCUUUCCCGAGUCAUGUAUGCUUCACAUCUCCCGCAACGUCUGCUACCGGAUCCCGAUACGUCAGGAUCGCCAGGGAGGGAAUGGAAUCGAGGCAUUUUGAUACCCCCACCAAAAUCCAACCCUACACGCAUAGACAAGCAGAGCACACGAUUCCGACACCGAACCUACCUCUCACACGACGGCUCUAA